UGUGCAAUUCCUCUUAUGAACCGUUUUUGCUUCUCUGACCGGAAGUGAUCGAGUUUAUCUGACCCUCCUUUUUAUAUACAUAUUUGUGACUGUAAACUGUCGUGGCGAGAUUGUCGUUGUUCAUUUGAAGAAAAAAAAAAAAAAUGGCAAUGAUUACAGUUCCUGAGAACGUUAGCGUUCUUCUGUUGGACAUUGAAGGAACCACGACUCCUAUCACGUUUGUAAAGGACGUUUUAUUUCCAUAUAUCAAAGAGCACUUGGAGGAGUACCUGUGUGCGCACUGGGAGGAGGAUGAGUGCAAGCAGGAUGUGCAGCUCCUAAAGAAACAGACCGAGGAAGACUUAAAGCAGAAUAGAGCAUGCCCAGUUCAUGCCGUAGACCAGACGGUCCACACGGAUGAAGAGAAGGCAAUCCGGGAGGUGGUGGAUAGUGUCCUGUGGCAGAUGGCCGCAGACAGAAAGACCACUGCUCUCAAGCAGCUGCAAGGCCACAUGUGGAGAGCCGCCUAUGUUUCAGGGAAGAUUAAAGGCGAAGUAUAUCAGGAUGUGGUUCCUGCUAUAAGAAGAUGGCGGCAAUGUGGUCUUAAAGUCUACAUUUAUUCUUCAGGAAGCAUAGAAGCUCAGAAGCUACUCUUUGGCUAUUCAGUUGAAGGAGAUCUAUUAGAUCUAUUUGACGGUCACUUUGACACCAACAUUGGUGCCAAAGUGGAGAGUAAAAGCUAUGAAAAGAUUGCAGAGAGGAUUGGCUGCUCCCCAGAAGACAUUAUGUUCUUAACAGAUGUCACACGAGAAGCAAAGGCAGCAGAGGAUGCAGGGCUGAACGUGGCCGUGGUUGUGCGACCAGGCAACAUGGAGCUGACUGAAGAGGAGAGGAACCAUUAUAGAACCCUUACAACUUUUAGCCAGCUGGAACUCACCGGAAGUGCUUAACAGACAAGGACAGAACAGUGUCAGCACUCCUCAAGUGGACUUUAGCGAAUGUGGGCUGACAUUGGAUCACAAAGUUGUAGCUUGUUACUUGUGGGCGGAAAAAAGAUGCAGCAAGUGCCAAGUGCAUUAUAGUUGUACCUAAUUACACUCCAGGUGCUUGCAUAUGUUUUUUUAUUUUAAUUUUAUUUUUAAACAAAACACAAUGAAGUUGGUUUAUAAUAUUGUCAUUCUAUUUGAAUGUUUGUUAUGCUAUGAAACAGUAUUGAUGUGUAAGUGUAAUUUAAGUUAUUAAUUAUGAAUUAAGUUUCACUGUAAUUGUACCUCUUCCUCUAUCUAGUAAACGUACAUUAUGCUCUCCAAUGUUAUUUCAAAUACCUUUAUGUAAAACUGUUAUUGCGAAGAGCAAAUGUGCAACUUGGAUAUGCAACAUUUAGGUACACCUAAAUGUUUUAUCACAUAGGAACUGUACUGUAGCUCACAGACAAUUUAUAAAGGAACAAAACCUAAAAAAAAAAAAAAAUCACGAUUUCUAAACUUAAACUCUAAACUGUGUGGGAAAUAAUGCAAAAUAAUUGCAUUAUGUAUGUGUUUUAAAAAUGAUUUCCAUCACUCCAGAAAAUUGGAGCAAAUGGCAAAAUCUCAUGAAUGCAUGUGAUUUUCAAAGAUAUUGAUUUGACCCACAACAAUGACAACAAUGAUAAAAAAGAUAACAGUGCCUUGCCUGUGUUUUUAAUAUUACUACAGUAGCUGAAACACUGGUAGUUCAGCAGUUACACUUCUGUACUGGUGAACUAAAGGUCACUUUGCAUGGUCAAUUUUGGAUGAAACUGUCCACUAAGUGAAUAGAUUCAGUUUUAUUCCUAAUGCACCAUGUAAUGAGAGCUGAAAUUUGAACACCUUUGAAGAAAAUAGCAAUGUUAAACUGUGGUAGAAUGUCAUUAGCUAAGACUUAAAUCAUAGCUUCAUUACAGUAUGAUUAUAAACAUACUGUUAUAAUGUUUAAUGUCAAAGAUAUGCCAUAUUUUCAAUUAUUACUUUUUUAUUUUGAUCUUGAUAUAAAAUGUGCAAAACAACUAGUGUUGUUUAAAACUGUAUACUUAAAACUAAGUUUCAGACAUUGACCUACUUUUCCAUUUAUACUUAUUCUCUUGUAGAUGAUCUAGUGUCCUUUCCAAGUAAUACAAAUGUUGUCUAGUCACAUAUCUAAUAAUAUGUACCUACAGUAUCUAUACACGCAUUUUCCAUGUAAAACACUUCAUGGCACCUGCAAUACAAAAACUUGCUCUUGCUCAGACAUGAC
This is a messenger RNA of Pangasianodon hypophthalmus (striped catfish), 2229 nucleotides long. It is a transcript of the gene enoph1, whose product is annotated as enolase-phosphatase 1. Lineage: Eukaryota; Metazoa; Chordata; Actinopteri; Siluriformes; Pangasiidae. The coding region runs from base 144 to 929 and encodes 261 amino acids. The record is from RefSeq and is a predicted model, not a curated record. Gene Ontology annotation, molecular function: magnesium ion binding; acireductone synthase activity. The transcript has 6 exons.